Messenger RNA from Plenodomus lingam JN3, 108 nucleotides. The record is from RefSeq and is a predicted model, not a curated record. NCBI's taxonomy places the organism in Eukaryota, Fungi, Ascomycota, Dothideomycetes, Pleosporales, Leptosphaeriaceae.
AUGGCCCUGGCAUCGCCCAAAGUCCACCCCGGAACCAACCCGAAUCCAGACAGCCUAGGACCGUUGACUGUGCAGCCUCGUCCGCCAAACCUCAGGCCGUGCUGGUAA